Molecule: messenger RNA, 348 nt
Organism: Staurois parvus
Lineage: Eukaryota; Metazoa; Chordata; Amphibia; Anura; Ranidae
Source: the annotation of a GenBank genome assembly
CCAGCAGUGCCACACAGCAGUGCUACCUACCUUAGCCCAGCAGUGCCACCCACCUCUGCCCGCCCACCAGUGCCACCCACCUGUGCCCAGCAGUGCCACCCACCUGUGCCCAUCAAUGCAGUGCUGCCAGUCAGUGCCACCAUCAGUGCUCAGCAGCUCUGCCAGUCAAUGCCUAGCAGUGCCGCCAGUCAGUGCCCAGCAGUGAUGCCGGUCAGUGCCACCUAUCAGUGCUGUCUAUCAGUACCCAUCAUCAGUGCUGCCUAUCAGUGCCACCUAUCAGUGCCGCCUAUCCGUGACACCUCAUUAGUGCUGCCUAUCAGUGCCACCUAUCCGUGCCACUUCAUUAGU